UAAAGGUAUUCCUAAAAAAGUUUCUCUUUUUGUUUCAAGGAUCAAUACACAAACAACAUCAUCGGAUUUCAUAAGCAUGGUGAAGCAGAAUUUUGAGGAGGCUGUAUGUACCCAGUUGCAAUCUAAACAUCCUGAAUACUAUCAUUCCUAUAAAGUCUCUAUUAAUGCAGAAAAUCUAGAAAAAGCCAAAUCAUGUGAUAUCUGGCCGAGUGAUGCUUAUGUGUCGAUGUUUUUCCACAGGAAACCACACGGAAGGAAUAAACAUGACCAACAAUAAAACUAAAGAUGAUACACACACCUUCCAAGUUUUACAUUUGAAUAUUCAGGGACUGAAUGAGUCCCCAUAAGGUAAAUGAAUGGGACCUGUUUCUCAUGGAAAAUAAUAUGUGUGAUGCGAUCUGUGUGACAGAGCACUGGCUGCCAUUGGGGGUUGCAGACACAUACUGCUCAAGUGGUUGGCACGUAGCUUCCAAUUUCUCAAGAACAAGAAAUAAACGUGGAGGUACGAUGAUUUUAAGUAGAAACCAUGAAUACGAAGUCCUAGGAAAAAUAGUGGAAUUAUCAGUAGAAGUUGAUUGUGAAGUAGCUGCUAUAAAGAAACAGGGGUUAACCCUGAUAUCAGUUUAUCGUUCACCUGUAGGUGAUUUUAAUGUGUGUUUUAAUAUGAAUAGCAAUAAUGUACUGGACAGGAACGCAGAAGUACUGUUGGAGGUCUUUCAAUCGUACGGUUUGAAGCAAACAAUAUAUGAGCCAACGAGGAACAAUAACUGCAUUGAUAACAUUUUUGUAAGAGGUUGAUAUUAAAACCAGAACAAGCGACUCCGGGGUAAAAUGGUUCUCUGGUAACAUGGUAGCGAUGAGGGAGAAAGUGAGACUUUACAAUGACAUGUAUAAUCACUUUAGAACUGAUGACAUAAAGAUGGUGCGG
Messenger RNA from Harmonia axyridis, 928 nucleotides. RefSeq lists its product as uncharacterized. NCBI's taxonomy places the organism in Eukaryota, Metazoa, Arthropoda, Insecta, Coleoptera, Coccinellidae. The record is from RefSeq and is a predicted model, not a curated record. The coding region runs from base 334 to 798 and encodes 154 amino acids. The transcript is spliced from 3 exons.